Molecule: messenger RNA, 624 nt
Organism: Phanerochaete carnosa HHB-10118-sp
Lineage: Eukaryota; Fungi; Basidiomycota; Agaricomycetes; Polyporales; Phanerochaetaceae
Exons: 5
Coding region: 1-624 (207 amino acids)
Source: RefSeq, a predicted model, not a curated record
AUGUUCAAAUGGAACGAAUGGCCUCCGUAUCCUACCGGCCCUGAUGCCAGUCCUUUCCCCAUGGCGGUUAUCUGCACUACCGCCUGGCAACAGGCCCCCGUUGAGGUUCUUACCGACGAUGAGGUUCCAGAGGCCGCAGCAAAGCACGCUUCUCAGAAAGGCAAGGCGAGACACGCGUCCAAGACUGGCAGGCAUGAGUCUCACAUUCUCCCAGGGUACUCUGGUGCCUCUGGCAACAUCAACAUCAGCGAUGCCGAGGAGGAGCACCAACCGCCCCCACAUCACACAGACACGUCUACACGGGACCCUCAUGUGUAUCAAAAUUACCAGGACUUCACUGAGCAAAUCACCGGCCAUACCUACAAGUGCCCCUUCGACCUCAGAACUGACAUCCAUGUGCCGUCUCUCGGCACAUUCCUCGACGACUACGUUGAUAGUUUUGGCUAUGAAACUAAGUUCAUUCACAGGGCCUACAAGGUGUCAGAGAGGUCAACGGAUCGAUACGACUUCAUGGCGCGCACAAGUCGCUUUUUAUCCCAGCGCGGGAAGCGAUAUGGUUCUACUCGCAUAUUGAUAAGUUUUCGGGCCCCUUUGCAGCUCCCCUUCGCAGGCGUCGCCUCGUAG